GCCGGGCCUCUUUUCCACAGUAUUAGGUCGAGGGGAUAUUUGUCGUGUUAAUUAAGUGAGCUAACUCUAAAUUCAGAAUGCCGGAAACCGCAAAAGUAAAUGGAUAUGCAAAAACAAAUGGCCACAGUUAUGACAUGGAAGAUGGAUCAGUGUUCUUGUUCACAUCGGAAUCCGUCGGCGAGGGUCACCCAGAUAAAAUGUGUGAUCAAAUAAGUGACGCUAUUCUCGAUGCGCAUCUAAGUCAGGAUCCGGACGCUAAAGUAGCCUGCGAGACCGUCACAAAAACUGGAAUGAUCCUGUUGUGCGGCGAAAUAACAUCAAAAGCUAACGUCGAUUACCAAAAAGUUGUCAGAGAGACCGUAAAACACAUAGGCUACGACGACUCUUCGAAAGGCUUUGAUUACAAGACAUGCAGUGUGAUGUUGGCUCUGGACCAACAGUCACCAGACAUAGCUGCAGGGGUGCAUGAGAACAGGAAUGAAGAAGAAGUCGGCGCCGGGGAUCAGGGCUUGAUGUUUGGCUAUGCCACAGAUGAAACUGAAGAAUGCAUGCCACUAACAGUGGUGCUAGCUCACAGACUCAAUCAGAAGAUCGCAGAACUCCGAAGGAAUGGCGAGUUUUGGUGGGCUCGCCCAGACUCUAAAACACAGAUAUGCUUGGAGACUCUGCGUGAUGAAAUCAAAAUGAAAGUAAUUGAAGAAGUAAUUCCUCCACAAUACUUGGACGCUAGAACGGUCAUACACAUCAAUCCUUGUGGAAACUUCAUCAUUGGUGGACCUCAGUCGGACGCGGGGCUGACGGGGCGCAAGAUCAUCGUGGACACGUACGGCGGCUGGGGCGCGCACGGUGGCGGCGCCUUCUCCGGCAAGGACUUCACCAAGGUGGACCGCUCGGCCGCCUACGCCGCGCGCUGGGUCGCCAAGUCGCUGGUGCGCGCCGGCCUGUGCCGCCGCUGCAUGGUGCAGGUGGCGUACGCAAUAGGAGUCGCCGAACCGCUCUCCAUCACCGUAUUCGACUACGGAACGUCGCACAAAACACAGCAGGAACUACUUUCCAUCGUAAAAAAGAACUUUGAUCUACGACCGGGGAAAAUCGUCAAAGAUCUGAACCUCAGAGCGCCAAUAUACCAGAAGACCAGUACAUAUGGGCACUUCGGGCGAGAGGGCUUCCCGUGGGAGAACCCCAAGCCCCUUGUGGAUUGACUUGGGACUUGAGCGAGUAGCACCAUUGUAAAUAUUUCAUCUUUAUACGUGUUUCUGUAGCGAGAGUGCUAGCACGUCGCUGACUCUCUAUAGAAGUAUAGAUUACUUGUUAUUAUAGGCCGAGAGUGGGUGAACGAUAAUAGCUGUGUUGUCUUAUCUUAAAUAUUUUUAACUAACACCUCAAUCGCACACCAUUCAAUCUAUAAAUGAACGCAAGAUGUAUCUUUCAGUGAAAUGAAAGUUAAGUUUAAUGUUACAUCUUUUGCUUCAUAGACAUAAUAAGUUUAAAUAAAUGUGGUGAGGUGUCAGAUAGAUCAUUUACAUAGACAUUUCGAUAAUCUAUCUAUAUGCAAUUUGUUAUUUAGUGACAUUGUUAUUUUGGCUAAUGUGGUAUGAUUUUUUUUUACUUGGUCAAUGGUGUUAUACUUGGAUAGAUUUUGAUUGAUAGAUUAUUGAAAAAAAUAGUAAUUUUUAUUAUAAUUUUACAUCUAAAUGGUACAGAUAUAGUGAUAUGUUUUUAUGCAUAAUAUUUAUUUAAACAAUUUAUAAAUAAACAGGCAUAACCUUUGUAAUGAAGUCACUUAUUUGUGCUGCAAUGCAUGAGUGCUGUGAAAAAAAAAAAAUUAUAUCUUUAUAAUAAAUUUGCUGUUGCAUUUACAUGCUACAUUUAAGUAGAAAAUGUAGUUAUAUAAUUAUGGUAACUUGUAUUAGGCUAUGACAGGUUUAAAUAAAUGUCAAUUUAAUGAUAGAGAAUCGGUCACCUGCUCUUGGUCUUGGCUAAUCUCGCCAACGGUACGAUGUUGAUAAUCAUUUGACAUUGAUUUGCGUGGUUUACAUUAAUUGUUAAGUAUUCGUUAUAUUAGUUUCAUAGGCGUAACGGGUGCCGUCAUUUAUGAAUUUGAGUUAGUUCGGGGGAAGGCGGCAGUCCUAUAUACAGACGAGCAGUUAGCGACCGAUUUACUUGUACGAGUUAGCACAUUAGUUAAUGUAUUUUAGUUAAAUUAAUUGAUAUCUAAUGAAUUUAUGAUGAAUUGACAAUGUUUAAAUGGAUUUAUUUUGUAUUAUUUAAAAUGAUUUUACUUACUAGCAAAUUGUAGGUUUGAUAUAUAAUCUUAUCAUUGUUAUAAUUGAUUAAAACGUAAAAAAUCGGUUGCUAACUCAAAACUGAAGCUUGAAGCCUGCCAUUUACAUAUCCAAUUUUUUUUUUGUUAAUAUUGAAUUAUGUUUUGGUGUACAUUCGUUCCUUUUUAUGUCAUUUUUUUUUAUAUUGACAAUAUGAUGUGGUGAUUACGGACUGCCAAUAAUCUCGAAUUUUUCAUUAUGAGUGAGCUUUGUGAUAUGUUAGUGCUAUGAGUUCCGUAGACGGUAGAGUAGACUACUGCCGCGGACGUGUCACAGUGGAGCGAGUGCGAGCAAGACGAAGAAGUACCAUGUAAAGGCGGCCUUAUCGCUAUGAGCAAUCUCCAGCAGGCAACCCCUGACGAGACCCGCGUCUCGCCCACUCUCGCUCACUGCAAGCCAGCAGCGCGCGCGUAGGCGACUGUUAGGGCCUCUACACACGGCGUAUUUUGUACGCGCGGAAGACUUUGAAACUUUGUUUUUUAUUCUUUACAAGUUAGCUCUUGAAUACAAUCACACCUGAUGGUAAGUGAUGAUGCAAUUUAAGAUGGAAGCGGGCUAACUUGUUCGGAGGAGGAUGAAAAUCCGCACCCCUUUCGGUUUCUACACGCCAUCAUACCGGAACGCUAAAUCGCAUGGCGAAGCUUCCCACCAGACAGACCUGGGCCAAUUAAGAAAAAAAGGAUCUGUCUCUAUAGUAUCAAUGUUUCUGCCUAUUUUUAAUGUACAGUUCAGACCUCAGUCCUUAACAAAGGCUAUUCCGAUUUAAAUCCAACCAUGGUUUGAAUUCCUAGUAACAAGUUUGAGUGUAGAAAACUAUAAUAAAAUGGAUGUUAAAAUAUUCCUAAUGUCUUUGCGUGAGGUAUAUAAUAUAAAUCUAAAAUCUUUGAAUUUAUAAAUUCAGUCAGUUUGUAUUGAUGCAAACUUUAAUGGAUUUUAAAAAGCAUCGCAAAAUUACGUCUGCGGCAAAAUAUUUCGUGUGUUCAAGCCCUAUAGUUCAUCUAGCAUAAUUAUUAUAAGCGUCGAUGUAUUUUUCUCUAUUCCCGUAAAAGCGACGCCUCGCGCGCACCGCGUUUUGUGUUGUGUUUCUGAAAAGGAAUCAACGUGGAAAAGAGCCAUUUUGAAAACACACCGACCCGUCCGGAGCAGUAGUGCACUGUGCAUUUAAUGAACUGUCUAUAUGUCUAUUGUUCCACCCGUAGACAACAUAAUAACGAAGCGAUAGAAAUGGCAAGUACUCUUAUAAAAAAUCGAGUCACCGACAAAAUACCUUUGAUACUGUCAGAACGCUGUUAUAUAUACAUAUAAUUUUGUACAACAGCACAAUUCAGAUGUUAAAAAAUAUAAGCCACAAUGUACUUGAAAAUAUCAAUACAAUCGGUUAUACUUUAGUCUUUUUUUAAUUUUAGAGGUGUUAUCUCUGCGGCGACUAUUCUGCGUCGUUUUGACAUUUCUAUUGCUUUGUUAUUUUUAUAUCUAUGGUGUAAUGCUGUGUCGUGUAAAACUAUGGAUUUGUCUAAAAGAUUCUUUCCUAGUAUUCAAUAGGGUGAUGUAGGGUUCGACUUUGUGAUUAUAUUUUUCGACCUGUUGAAGUUUGCGACUCUUUAACUUCUGCGUAUUUUCGACUUGUCUGAAUGUGGAGUUUUAAAACUAAUAUUAAACUCUGUUUUCCCGGUACACUAACGGGAAAAAUGAAA
Messenger RNA from Bicyclus anynana (squinting bush brown), 4018 nucleotides. It is a transcript of the gene Sam-S, whose product is annotated as S-adenosylmethionine synthase. The record is from RefSeq and is a predicted model, not a curated record. Gene Ontology annotation, biological process: S-adenosylmethionine biosynthetic process. NCBI's taxonomy places the organism in Eukaryota, Metazoa, Arthropoda, Insecta, Lepidoptera, Nymphalidae. Gene Ontology annotation, cellular component: cytosol. Gene Ontology annotation, molecular function: methionine adenosyltransferase activity; ATP binding.